Molecule: messenger RNA, 2868 nt
Organism: Brassica rapa (field mustard)
Lineage: Eukaryota; Viridiplantae; Streptophyta; Magnoliopsida; Brassicales; Brassicaceae
Molecular function (GO): zinc ion binding
Source: RefSeq, a predicted model, not a curated record
UUCAGUUGAUUAUUCUGGAAUUUUGUUUUUGUUUUGGGAGGGGGAGGAGGGAGGGGGGGAGGAGAGGUGUAUUCAAUUGAGAUUUGACAAAUUCACUAUUAUUCAAAUAUGAAUUAAAAAAGAUAUUUAAAAUCUAGUGUUAUUGAACUUGACAUUUUAUGAAGUACUCUGAAAUCCAGUGCUAUUAAUAAUAUUCUAAGUUGUAUAGUUUUAAAUUUUUCAAAUGAUUUUAAAGUGUUUUGGAAGAAUUUAUUAGUUAAAAAAUUAAAAUUCAAAUCUCAUGGUUUUAGUUGAUAUUCUAGGAUGAUUAAACAAAAAUCACUUUAAUCCAUGCAAUUCAUUAAAAUCAUCUAAAACCUUAUUAAAGAUCAAACAUAUUUUGCAAGAGACCCUUCAAUACUUUGAAUAACUGAACAUUGUUAUGUGAUCUUCUAAUAUCUUAAUAUAGCGAUACUUUAACACUGAGAAAACAUUGUGUUGUCUUUUAACCAUUUUUAUUUUUCUAAAGAUAGCUAAGAAAAGUAGUAGAAAUGAUAUGUUUUUCUAGAUCUAAUCAAAGUUUCCACUGUCUCUCUCUUCCUUACAACCAUUGGAUAUGAAAUUAUUUUGUAAGCAAAAGCGUUUUUUUAAGCCAUCUUUUAAAUGCACAAGAGUGAUUUCAUUGAAGAAAUAUUAGAGGUAUAUUUAUAGUAUAAUGAAUUAGAUUAAAUCGUUGAGUACCAAAAAGUUUGAAGAUUAGCUAAUUGCACUGAAGUCGGAUAUUAUCUUCAAAAUUGUUAGUUAAAAAAAAACAUAUAUACAUAAUAUCAAAAUUUGUGAGAAAGUCAAAGAUUUCAGUUAAUAUUGUAUCAUAUAUUUACGCACAUAUAUUUGCUUUAAGUGUAAAAAAUCCUAUUUGGUUCCUAUAUAAAUAUUUAGGAUGAACUCGUUUAAGUAAAUCAGUAAUAGAAAAAAUAAAAAAAUCAAGACGGUAUAGUAUAUACACUUUACUUAUCAUAUUUUGUGGCUACUACUAUCUUUUUCGAAUUGAACGUAGAUGAUUUGUUGGGUUAGAAAGAAUAAUUGAUGAUCAUAUAAUAAAUUCAAACAUAUAGACACAAUAUAACACUAUUCAUAAUUUCUUGCAAUUUUGGAAACUCAUAUUAAACCGGAUUGGUUUGGUUGGUGCUAACUAUUUGACAAUUUUUCUGGAUCAAGAAAAGAAAAUGAAAAAUGGCUUAGCUUCUUCAACUUUUGUUUAAUAUGGUUAUCAAAAUAUGAUACAGGUAACUGAUUCAGCAAUGAUAGGAUAAAAAAUAUUCAUGUUCUUUAAGUGAUGAUGAUGUUGGUAAGAGAAAAGAAUCAAGGGUCAAUCAACUUAAAGCCAAGUUUCAUAUACACGAAAAAGAGGUCCAAUGAGAGUUAUUCUACAGCUAAUCUAAUUCUAUAUAGCACUCGGUCUAAUUUUAUUUUAAUUUUGAAUUAAUAGGUUGGUUUACUUAUAAUAGAUUACACGUUGAUUUAGUUUAAGUUGUCCAGUUUUAUUAUCAUAGUAGCGUGCUAUAUGUUAUAUAUAACUAAUAACUCUAAAUGGUCCAUAAAUUAAGUAGCUUACUAACAAACUUGAAAGAGUCUAAAAUUUAAAUGACAACUUUAAUAGUAGAUAAAUUUAGGACUCUAUUUUAAUAGAGUAGAUAGAUUAGAGUUGAUAAAUCAUCUCACCAAACUUAGUUAUGCUUAUUUAUUUAUUAUAUAUUUAAGAGAAAAGGGUACCAACCAAAUCUUCUGUUAGCUCGUGCUUACCGAAACAGACAGACAGACAAAUUGCAAAGAAGAAGAAACUUCAACCGAAGAGUAGCUGAUUAGAGUAACUGUAGCGACGUUUUCCCUCAAGGGAUCUCUGAUGCGAGUUUUUUUUAUUAUUUUUCUUCCGUUGAGGCAUAAAGCUGAAACAAAACGAAACCUUUGUUGAGAUUUUAUUGUUCCUCUGGUUCGUAAAGUUCGUCUCUUUUCUCUCAUGCGGAUCUCGAUUCUGGAACCUGGGAACUGAAAACCCUUUUUGUCUUUUUUGGAGCAAAAAAAUGGACCCGGAAAGUUGUUUGAGAUCGAUCAGUGUUUGUGAAAGUUCGAGUGGAUCUGUGCUUGUCAUGGGUGAAACCAGUGACUCUGUCUCAAAACAUGUGUUGGGGGAAGAACAAAACGAGACUAAACUGCAACAAGGGAAAGAAAAUGAUUCAAGAACGGGCAAAGAUGAGUGCUGUAACGUUUCAGCACAUGCUGUCCAUGAGGUAGAGAAGGAUACUUCAACACAUGUUUCAGGAGAGAGUGAUGCUUCAGCAAAGGAAAAGGCUGAGGAGUUCCACGUGGUUGAUUUGAGUAGUUGUGGAGGAGAAAGUGAUAAUGGGCAAAGUAUCUGCAGGAUAUGUCAUGUUGGGUCUGAUCAAACACCUGAUAGAGUUUCUGGUAAGACAGUAGUAAGCCUGGAGUUGAUUCAGAUUGGUUGCAAAUGCAAAAACGAGCUUGCCCUUGCCCAUUUUCACUGCGCAGAAGCUUGGUUCAAGCUAAGAGGAAACAGUGUGUGUGAGAUCUGCGGUUGCACAGCAAAGAAUGUUACAGUUAGCUUGACAGAGGAGGAGUGGAGCGAAGUAAUAGUAGACACAAGAGUGGAUGAGAGAAGAAGACAUAGUAGACAAUCUUGCUGCGUCCUUAUUUUUAUUAUUCUCACUCUCAUUCUGAUUCAUUGGGUUUUCAAUAAGCUAAGUACAAAACCAAAUGAAUGAACGACAUGAAUUUAGUUUGUAAGUAUAUGUUGGUAAUAUUAUCAUAUGUUUCAGACACUAGAUUAUACAGUCUCUAGAUCUAAUCUAAAUUCUGAUUAAGAGUUUAAUA